This is a messenger RNA of Acanthaster planci (crown-of-thorns starfish), 3624 nucleotides long. RefSeq names its product arrestin domain-containing protein 3-like. Gene Ontology annotation, cellular component: cytoplasm. The record is from RefSeq and is a predicted model, not a curated record. Gene Ontology annotation, biological process: protein transport. NCBI's taxonomy places the organism in Eukaryota, Metazoa, Echinodermata, Asteroidea, Valvatida, Acanthasteridae.
GACAGUAGACGCAGCCGUGGUCUUGAACCGUCCGUGGAGCUUCGCACAUGAGGGAUCGGAGGCCUAGGGUGUGUUCGAAACAGCCUUGGCUACUGUGGUGUGAUCUGCGGUGGGAUCCGGAUCGAGUCUUCAUGCUUUUGGUACAUCAUCAUGUAGCUCCGUGGUUCUACACAACAAAUUUAAAUGCAGCCGCCCGGGAAGCAGCCGAAACAAUACACGUUUGGCCCCAGGUCAGUGGACAAGACGAAGACGUAGCUCAGGAAAGGUAGCACAUGCAGCAGAACUAGAACAGUAGGCGAUAGUGCCAGUGAACAGGAGUACUACCGGGUAGGCCUAUCUAUCUACAAAUAACAAGCAGACCGGAAGUCACCACCAUUAUCUUAAUAUGGGCAAAUUGACUGUAUUUGAGGUGGUGUUCGACGGAGACAAUGUGGAUGUCUUCAGCUCUGGAGAAGUCGUAAAUGGCUACAUCAGAGUUGUUCUGACAGCACCGAAGGAUGAUGUUACAGCUAUUAAACUCAAGUUCAAGGGCAAGGCUCACACUCACUGGACCGAGGGGUCGGAGGACGAAGAAGAGAGUUACUCAGCCAGUGAGACAUACUUCAAGGAGAAAAUCGUCUGUUGGGGCAAAGAUGACAAGACCAGGCGUUGCUUGGAGGCCGGAGAGCAUCGCUUCCCAUUCUCCUUCAAGAUCCCUGAUAUUCCCCUGCCGUUCCCGUUCGAGUCGAGCUUGGGCUGGAUCCGCUACAAAGUGAAGUGCAAGAUCGAUCGGCCCUCGAAGUUUGACCAUCACACGGAGAGGUUGUUCACUGUCACAGGGCAGCCGAUCGAUCUCAGAGCCAUGCCAAAUGCCAUGCACCCUGUACGCAGGGAAGACACCAAGAGCGUCUGUUGCCUGUGCUGUGAGACUGGUCCCAUAAUCACCAAAGCCUCCACUGAUAAGGCCGGCUACGUGCCAGGGGAGACCAUGUAUGUCUCAGGCACAGUGGAAAACAACAGUAACCGCAGGAUCCUACACCUCACUGUCAGGCUGAAACAGUGGGUGAGAUACUUCUCUUCCGGAGGUCACUCAACUAGACGUGAAUACAACGUCAUCAACGAGAGAGCUCCCGGAUGCGAAGAGGGGGAGGUAGCAAGGAUGGACUGGAAGCCUCAUGUGAUACCCUCCAUCCCGCCCACGGGCCCGCAAGGCUGCAGAAUCAUGAGGAUUGAGUAUGUGGUCCACUUUGAAGGUGACGUGGAGAACACACCCUUUGAUGCUAACGUGUACCUACCCAUCACCAUAGGGACAGUUCCAGUCUAUCGGCCUCCCUACCAGGACCCUUCAGGUGUGAUCGUCCAGCAACCCACCAGCAGUGGACCACCACCUCCAAGUUAUGAGAUAGCCUUAGAGGGACUCCAGGAGGUACCCAGCAAGAGUGGCUAUGACUACACCUUUGGGAAGCUGAUGUACGCCCCCCAGUACCCAACAUACAACCUGCCGGCGCAACCGCCAGCCUGGGAUCCCAUGCACCCACCACCAGUGCAGGACCCGACCUACCCACCUGGGGGCUAUCCACCCCCCAGUGACCCGACCUACCCACCUGCUUUUGGUGCUGGCUACCCACCACCCGGAGUUCCAGAGGGAUACCCACCACCUUCUGCUCCUCAAACCUAUCCACCACCUGCAGGUGGCACUGGCUACCCACCUCCUGAGGGUGAUGCUGGCUACCCACCACCUGCAGGUACGCAAGGCUAUCCACCACCUGCAGAUGGUGAAGGCUACCCACCACCCGCAGGUGCAGGUGACGAAGGCCAGCCACCACCUGUUGGUAGUGAAGAUCACACAGCAGCUGCAGGUGGUGGGGGUGAAGGAAGCACAGAUGAGAAGCCUCCAGCAGAAGGAACGGAGGUCAUUGAGCUGGAAAAAAUUGAAAUCUCUUAAAUGGAACCAGAGCGCUCCCAGUAACCCUCAAGACAACCCAGCCGUCACCCCACCUACGGUGUUCACAGACAGCAAGCAAUCCACAACAAAUCACCGUACCACUAGCUCUCAGCCAAGGGCUAACACCUUACGCUCUAGACUGUUCCCACUCUAACCAAGACCCAAUGAACAGUUCACUACAACGUGUACUACUCCACCUACCGGUCGAUAUGACGCAGCGCUCUCUGGUGCAGCGUCCAUGCUACCUCGCAUAGUACACAGCACAGAACGGUAUAUAGCGUUCUAUGCGAUCUUGCCACUCUGCGACCCAGCAGCAAAACUAACAGCGCGCGCCCUUAGCACGCUGCAAGCACCCUGACCUAGCGCUCUACGCACCCAUGAUUGGUCAACGCAUGCAUUAAUAAUUAAUGACUUAGACUGACAUCCAUGCCUACCCCUGUUUCGUCACAGUUCUUUUCGAUACGUACAGUUUCCAACGAUUACAUGGGUGUUUUCGUUUAUGCAAUACACGUGCUUGUGCGUAUACUAGCACCUUUAUCUCAACAAAAUUUAAGCCUGCACAAUGUCCAUUUUGCAAACAUUGCAGGUCGAUUUGGUGAUAGAUAUGUCAGGAAGAUGCCCUGAAGUGCCAGGCAUGUACCGUUAUUAAUGCUGCAAGAUCGUAGUUAAAAUCACUGCCUCGGUCUCCAGUGCCUUGGUAUGAAAUUAAUUAAAAUAUUUCUAUUUCCUCCGGAUUGGAAUUUGUAAUGCCAGUCCAUCAGAGGUUACACCCCCAGCUAAUAUUGGUACCUAUCCAUUCUUCAGGGUGGAGAGAAGUAAGUUUGGGUAAAGUGGCUUGCCCAAGGUCAUAACUUAUCAUCAGCAGGUGGAGUCAACCUCUGACCCUCUGGUCACAAGUCACAAAUUUCCCUCACAAAGGAGUAAAACAUACACAGGUACUUUAUGGCAUAGAUAAAAUCCAAUAAUUGGAGUACAUUUAUACAAAUGUACUGCCGUAUCUUAUGUAAGUGAAAAAAGAGGAAAUAAAGAACCAAAUUCAACAAGCUUGUAAGCACGCUGAUUUGCUAAGCAUGGAAAACAUUGGCUUUGCCAAAAAAAGUCAAAGCAUGCUUUAAUGUUGCUAAUUAUUGCUCAGGGCACAAAUUUGCAAAGCAUGGUUUCUCUGUUGAGCAGGUCUAUGAAAUUUGGUCGUACAAGUGACCAAAAAAAAGAUUUAAAAAAAAAUUGGAAGAAGAUUGAGGUUUGUUCUGGGAGGAAAUGUGUGCAUGGAUGGGAGUAAGGAGAUAAACUGAACUGGUAAUAUGUAAUACAUAACAACUCAGCUGAUUUUAUUGCCUUUUUAUGAUUCUAAACCUUGAAAUCUAAGGGAACAGAAAACUUCCCAAAAGUGUAUGAGAAACAAAAUUUAAUUUUAUGACAGUAUGUGUCCCAGUAAACAUUUUCAGGUUUUUGUGAAGUGUGCAUAUAUGCAAGUCAGGGCAUCUUUUUUUUAUGAAAUAAACAUUUAAACUGACUCUAAGGCUUUUGUAAUUAUAUCUUUUGCCUUUCACCACAGUCACCCCGAGUUGUUAUGUCCAGUGGUUUGUGGGAGACUUGACAUUGAUUUUACCUCUCAACUCGUACCUUUGGGCCGUUUUCCAAUACUCAACUUCGGCUCCGUCUCAGGCUUCAACUACGUUUUUUACUAGCUGACUUUGAAG